AUGGCGGACAACGGCAACAAUAUCUUUGAGCAAACGCUCCGCCAUGAUCCUUUCGACAGGUCAAAACCAGAGACAGAUAUGUUAGAAGAGGCGGAAAUUAAAUGCAAAUCUCUUAUGGAAAAAAUAGGCAAAUCGCUUGAAGACCAUCCAUCACGCAGAGAGAGAUUCCGUCAUUAUAUGAGAACGUUUCAUGGUGAAUGGAAAUCGCGUACCAAAAACUCCGAGAUUGCAUUCAAAGGGCUUCUCAUAGUUCUUGAGUUAUGCUUGGCGCAACCAGGCUUUCGCGAUGAAAUUUUUGAAGACUUCAUUGAGACAUUAUCAUUCAAUACCCUCACUUUUUGGAAAUAUGCGGUCCCACACGUUUACAAUUCGGACUUGACCUACUUCACGCAAUAUCGAGAUUCUUUGUUAUUUUCGUUGGUUCUCUAUGAUGUGAAUCAUAGUAAGAAUCGCUUGCGAGAGCUCUAUGCAGCCGUUCCUGGAAUUCGCCAAAGCAUGCUCGGAAUGCACGCAAAAGCAUUUGGAGAAAGAUAUCGACAUUUGCAAAUGGUGCGAUCGCGAGCAAACUCUCGAAUAUCAUCCGUGCAAGGCUCUGUCGAAGAUUUAUUGGCAUUGGACAAUGAGGCGGUUGGGGAUGAUCAUUCGGAUGUCUCAUCACAAAACGUUUCCAUCAAUCAGUCCCCAUUCUGCGAAACCGCGCAUCACAAGCAACGUGUUAUCAAUGUUUCCAACGCACCACCAGUUUCAAUUAGUCGAGAGAGAAGUGGAUCUUGGCAAAUCAAGCAAGGAAGUGGUGGUCUUGUCGCUUGUGUUGAUCCCGUCAUGUCUGUUGAUCGAGAAAACAUCUGGCUUUCAAAUCUCGGAAUCAACUUGAAAGAUGACGAUGAAGUUGCGCCAUCAACCAAUUCGCUCGGCCUGCCUUUGAUCAAGCAAGCGCGUGCCGGAGAAGUCUUCCACGUUAUGGAGCAGAAUGACAAGAAACUUGGUCUUACUCCCAAUGAACAAGCUGUCGAGCGUGAUAUGUCACUUCUCACUGUACUCCAGGCAUAUAACAAGCAAAAUUAUCAGCUCACCCCAGUUGUUGUGAGCAAUGACGACUACAACACCUACUAUGGUGGAAUUAGCAAUGGUCUUCUCUGGCCCGCUCUUCACAAUCUUCCACAGCAUAUUGUAUCUGACUACGACGAUGAGAACACACUUCGUGAGCAUUGGUGUUCGUAUGUUAGAGUCAACUACCAAUUCGCAAUUAAUGCUGUUCGGAAUAGUCGCGCGCAAGAUUUUAUUUGGAUCCAUGAUUAUCAUCUCCUUCUUUGUGGGCAGAUCAUGAGAUCUCUCGAAACUAAUCUCGAGGUCGGAUUCUUCUUGCAUAUCCCAUUCCAGCCACCGGCAAACUUUUUGACAAAAUACAAGCUUGUUGCCGAGCCAAUUAUUCGCGCUCUUCUCCGCUUUACAAAGGUUGGAUUUCAAACGACUCGGGAUAGAGAGUCUUAUAUAAGACUUGUCCGCGAGAACAUCCCACGUGCCAGAAUUCAGUAUGAUAAUCGACUUGAUCGUUACACUGUCAGUAAUGAGGGAUUCACUUGCUCGCUUGGAGUGUUUCCUGUUUCCAUAAAAAUUGAGGACUUCUUGAAUAUUGCUCAUGACACGAAGACUCAAAUCGAAGCACAAACUAUUCGUGAAGAGGUCAUGAAAAAUAGCGGACCAACUGGACGCUUCUUCUUCUCCGUUGAGAGAUUUGACUACACAAAGGGCAUCUACGAGAAGCUUAUUUCAUGGCGAAGAUACUUCGAGAAACAUCCUGAGCGCGUUGGACAAGAUGUUCUUUUCCAAGUAGCUGUUACUAAUAGAAGAUCUGUUGAAUCGUAUAGAAAAUAUCAGGAUGACUGUCUCGAAUUGGCAAACAAAAUCAAUGAAUGCAUUAAGAGCGAAGAAUAUCCAAAUUGGAAACCAAUCAUUUUUACAACUGAUGGACUUCCAAGGGCUUCGCUUAUUGCUCACUACUUGGCUAUGGAUGUCGGAGUUGUGACUCCAUCAAAGGACGGAAUGAAUUUGGUUGCGAAGGAAAUGCUUGUGUGCAAUCCAUCUGCUUCCUUGGUUCUCUCGACCGGAGCUGGAACUGAAGUUCAACUUGGAAGUGCUGGUUUUUACACCGAUGAUGGUAAAUGCUAUCACCGAGUUGAGAACAUUUCGGACACUGAAAACUUUGCGGAGGUCUUCUUUAAGGCGGCAACCGAAAGCUACGAAAGCCGUACUGAGCACGGACAAAAACUUAACAAGUUCUUAGUCGAGCAUGACAUCGAGCAAUGGAGUUCGGCAUUUUUGGAUCCGAGCUGGACCCAUGAAGUUAUUAGCAAAACUGAAAUCAAGCAACUUGCUGAUUUCUACAUAUUGAUGGGAAGAACCGCUCAAAUCCGUAAGCAAAUUGUCGAUGCAGUUUUGAAGGGUCUUCCACUCAGACCUCAUUUCGCUCUUUCGUUGGAAAAUGCAAAAAAUGCUCUCGAAAAUUCAUGCGCAGAGGGAACUAAUCUGUUGAUCUUGCAAACUACUGCGAGUGCUGAUGAUGUCGAUGGAAACAAUCUUGAAGCGAAAUUUGACAUUUCUGAUGAAUUAGGAGAACUCCAGAAGGAUAUUGCUUUCAUUACUUUCAUUCAAUCUGAUGAAAUAACUAAUGUUGAACAAUUCAUAGAUACUCUCGGAUCUUUCCAUUCAUCGGGUCCAACGUUUUUCGCAUCUGAGGUUGAGAAUGCUUUGCAGCUUCUCACCCAAGGAGAACACUUCCACUUUUUCUUCACAGAUCGUGAUGGUACUUUGAAAAGUUACGCUUGCUCAUAUCCGGCUAGUAUUCAGCCAGCUUAUUCUGCUGUUAUUCAGGCUCAAUUUGCUCGUCGAUGUGCUCAAUUCUGCGCUAUUGUUACUACUGCUCCCCUCCUCCACAUUGGUAUUCUCAAUGUUUCUACCAUGCCCGAAGGGUAUUAUGCCUAUGGUGCAUCUGCUGGCCGCGAAUGGUAUUUAAACCCGGCUAUGCAGUUUAAGGAUGACACGGUAUCGGAAGUUGAUUUGCAAUACUUGAGCAAUGUCUUCGAUAAGAUGGAAGAUUUGCUUGAGAAUCCGGAGUAUAGGAACUUCACAUGGAUUGGAAGUGGCCUUCAGAAACAUUUCGGACACAUUACUAUUGCUAAGCAAGACGCCAACAACUCAGUACCACAUCGCAAAAUGUCUCAGCUCUAUGAGCAAAUUACAAAAAUUGUCAACGAUGUCGACCCGUCUGGCAACUUCCUUACCAUCCGCGAAACUGAACUUGACAUUAAGAUCUACACCAAGGCAAAAUUGAGUGGAAGAAUUUUCAAUAAGGGACACGGUGUUCGUCUUUGCGAGAGAAAGAUGGGAAUCAAUUUGCGCGAGGGAAAUAUUUUGGUGUGUGGCGACUCAGAAUCUGACAUUCCUAUGCUUGAGGAAUGCCUUUCUGUGGCAGCAGCUAAUGUGUACACUAUCUGGGUUACUACGGACGAGGAUCUUCGUACAACUGUUACACAAUUGUGCGCACGAUAUAACAAUAACAAUAUUCGCUUUGUGUCAUGCCCACAAGUUUUGCUGGGUGCAAUGGCUGCAGCUACCGUUCGUGAACUGAAUCGUGGAGGAGCACAGAUGAGCGAUGAUCACGGUUUCAAUCUCGAGAAGGACUUUGCCUGA
Caenorhabditis bovis is the source of this 3690-nucleotide messenger RNA. The record is from the annotation of a GenBank genome assembly. Lineage: Eukaryota; Metazoa; Nematoda; Chromadorea; Rhabditida; Rhabditidae.